GAGGUGUUUGUAUAUAAAGAGACGCCGAAGUUUGUAGCGAAGAAAUUUCGCAAUUCAUUCAAUCACAGAGUGCGUCAAUGGAGCAGCAACAGCAGAAGAAGAGGCUUUGUAGCCAUAGCCGCACCUCUUCUUCCAAAGGCAAACGAAAGAGACAACCCCAUUCCCUCUUCGAUCUCAAUACCACUUUCUCUCUUCUUCUCGCCGCCGUCUCUAACCCUCACAAUCCCUACUCUGCUUCCUUGAUUCCCAAAUGCUUAACCCACCUCCAUUCCGCUCUUCUUCCUCAAUCUCCACACCCUCUCCAUACUCUUCCCCCUCCAAUCCUCUCUCUUCUUCCUCUUCUCAUUCUUUCCCAGCGCCAACGAAUUGCUUCUCGUGCUGCUGAGAUUGUGGGUUCUGCUUCGCUUCUCUCCCUCCGUAUGAAUGAAGUGAUUGCUUUGGAUGAUGGGGUUGUGAGGGCUUUGAUCUCGGCUUUGGCGUGUUCUAAGAGAAUGGUUGCGUUGGCUGCUUGUAAUGCUCUUCUCGAUUUGUCCACCACGUCGUUUGGCCGGCAAAGCUUGGUGCAUUUCUCUGCUAUCCAGCGUCUUAUAUCUGCAUUUCUGCAGGUUUCAGCCUCUUCAGAGAUGUCGGUUUCCGUAGGCACUGUAUAUAAUGAAAAUUCUGUAAGCUUGAAGGCAAGAUUUGAAGGAGAUGAACUUUCAGUAUCAAUUCUGAAUGCAGCUAUAGUUCUCAUUAACACUUGCCAUUUCAUACAUUUGGAAAAGAUACCAGGCUACCACUUGAAAGCAUUCUUGGCAUUUUUGAGAAAUCAAUGGAUAGAAGUGCGUAGUAAAAUGAUGCAAAUUAACAAAAUCAAGUGCUCGCAGGAGCAAUUUGAUAUGAGCAACAUUAGCACCAAUGAUUUGGCUGUGAGUAUUUUUAGGCUCUCUGUCAGUACCGAUCGCGUUAGCGGAGUUUUUCCAGUGAAGGAGGUUAAAACUUUAUUGGGUUUAAGUGGGUCAAACUUUGAAGAAUUUAUGCUCAACCACUGGGAAGCAUCACCAUGGCUCAUGCGGAAAUCCUCAAGAACCAUAAAUGAAGAAGCUGAUAUCAUCGGAUCAUUUAUGGGGUCUAUGACCUCAAUUGAAAAGAUUCAUUCCUUUGUUUCACCAAUGCUUGGAAGGUUAGUUUCUUGUAGUCCAAUUGCCUCAGAUGAACUAGAUAUACAUAAUUUCUUAGAGGAGGCAAGAAAUGAAUUGGGAUUUCCUUUAAUUUAUCAGCAAGAUAUACGUGUCCUGAGAACAGAUGAGCGUUUGAAAAAAGAGAUACAUUUCUUUCAUAAGAAUUUUGAGCCAUGCUGCACAAAGGGCCCUCAUUUCUUGAAGUUAAAUGAUGCGCUAAAAUGUGAAGAAGCUUUUAAGGAGGGUUAUACAAUUGCUUUGCGUGGGAUGGAAUUUCGAUGUGAGAAGAUUGCUGCUAUUGCCAAUACUGUAGCAUGUCUGUUUGGUCAACCAUCUGUAGGUGCUAAUAUGUACUUGACACCUCCAAGUUCUCAGGGUUUGGCUCGUCAUUAUGAUGAUCAUUGCGUGUUUGUAUGCCAGCUUGCUGGAAGCAAGCAGUGGACUGUUUUUAGUCCACCAAGGACGUGUUUACCUCGCUUGUAUGAUUCUCAUGAAUUCCCAAGUUGUUCAGAGGUUGAGAGUCCAUUCACGGUUGGAAGACAAUUUUUACUAAGGGAGGGUGAUGUUUUAUAUAUUCCUCGAGGAUUUCUUCAUGAGGCUCGUACUGUAAAUGAUGGUCCUGAUGGGUCUUCCCUACACCUUACUUUUGGUAUUGAGAUUGAACCUCCUUUUGAGAACAAGUCAUGUGCUGUGACCAACAUGCUUUUUGUCAAGUAUGGAACCUUGACAUGUUUCCAUGGGACACAAGCAACUUUUUGGACCCAAUACUUCUGGAAAAGCAGGUGGGAAGGAUUUGUUCAUACUGCUGUCUACUGUUGGAAUUGGAGUCAUAACCCAAAGGAAUAUGAUACUUUGUUUGCACCCAUGUCUCUAGAACUGCUGCACUUUGCAAUUUGGUUAAUUAGUGUCUCUGAUCAUAACUUUCGAAAGGCUUGCUUGGUAGCAGCUAGUUCACUGGCCUCAGACACCAACAAUAGGCUUGACCUGAACCAAAAGGCUACUUUCAGUAGAUUGAUAGAUAAGAUCAGUAGAGAGUCAAAAUUCUUGGAAGUGGUUGCUGGUAUAAAAAUUUCCAUUGAGAAAGACGAAGAUCCCUUUCAUCGGAUGAGAUGGAUUAGGCUUCUCAACGUAGAUGGGAAAGAAAGUGUCAAAGAAGGUAAAUGGACUAUGCCUUCAAUUGGUAUCAAAGACCUGUUAUCUACUUGUGUUAAUCAUAGAGAAAAGAUGGAAACUAUAUUUGUGGAGGUAAAAUCCAGAUUUUGUAGUGAAGUGAGAUUUGAAAAUGCUGUGGAGUGCUAUAAAAAGUUGCUCAAGAGGUUUAGGAAGGUCAGAAGUCAAUAUACGAAAGGAAUGAUUUCUUUGCAUUGAAUUACGAUGAUUAAUGUGACUGGUUCUUUACCAACCACAUUUCCUAGUUCAAGCAAUUCAGGUUCACAUAUAUUUUGGCAAGUUGCAAGCUCAAGUAAGCGCCUAAUUCUGACUUAUCUGCAAUGGUUCUCUGGUAUAUGAAAAUUUAGGAGGCUAAGAAGCCUAUUACUACUGGAGCUGAUUUUGGGGGCAAAGCUGCACCUUGUAUAUAAUUGUAGCAUGGAAAAAAAGAGCAAUUAAUACAUUGUAAAACAAAAGAGAGUAUUUGAAGUGCAGUACAUGUAUGAAUAGUUCAUUUCUUCUUAAAAGUUGAUAUGUUUCCUAUGGCUAUGGAUGUUUGGGCGUUGGAUUUGGAUGCGUUGUCACUCCAUGAUAGUCAAUGUGGUAAACAAGUUCACCCAAACUGUCGAUACUUGCUUCAUAUUCAGGUCUUCCUUCGGAGGCGAAAAGUUGAGGUGGAGAAUACAAACGUUCCACUGAAAGAAGAUAGAAGACAGUAAAGAGAAGGCAAAAGAAAAUAAAAUGGAUCCAACCGAUAAAGAAGGGGGCAGUCUGCCUGCCAUUUCCUGUACAUUUAUGGUUGUAAAGCUUGUAAAGUUAAAAAUAAAAUGGUAUCUGAAGCCUUGGCGAGAUAAUUGCUGCGGAUGGUCGGCAUUCUGGUGCUGUAUGCAAUAAAUGUAUGGAACUGAAAGAGGUGCGCAUUUUACAGCUUUUGAACAUGAUUGAUUAUUGCAUGAUUAACAUCAUCGAUGGCUACACUGGAGAUUCCUUGUGACAAUUGAUUUGAAAGGGAAGUGGUAAUGUGAAUUAAUCAGCUGAUAUAAGUGUCAUCAAUCCAGGCUUCAUGACAUGACUUUCUUUUGUUUUCUUUCCAUGAAUGUGAGCAGUUCAGAUCUGAAAUUUUGAAAUUUCAUGCCUUUGUGAUAUUGUAAUUUCUUACUCCAAUGACGAGACUUAUCUGACAAUAAAUAGAUAUCGACUUGUUCACGUCAAAGAUUGACGUUCUGUAUUUCUAUUUAACAAUGUACUAAUUGGGUUCUAAUUUGUGACAGAA
This is a messenger RNA of Benincasa hispida (wax gourd), 3582 nucleotides long. NCBI's taxonomy places the organism in Eukaryota, Viridiplantae, Streptophyta, Magnoliopsida, Cucurbitales, Cucurbitaceae. The record is from RefSeq and is a predicted model, not a curated record.